Messenger RNA from Medicago truncatula (barrel medic), 5547 nucleotides. RefSeq lists its product as uncharacterized. Lineage: Eukaryota; Viridiplantae; Streptophyta; Magnoliopsida; Fabales; Fabaceae. Bases 1 to 5547 code for a protein of 1848 amino acids. Gene Ontology annotation, biological process: telomere maintenance; DNA repair. The record is from RefSeq and is a predicted model, not a curated record. Gene Ontology annotation, molecular function: DNA helicase activity. The transcript is spliced from 7 exons.
AUGGACAAACAAUGUAUGGAACCAUCUAAUAGACGGUCUGCAGAAAGAAGGCAAAGAAGAAGAACUUUACUCGAGACUAAGAAGCCUAAAAAAUCCCCAGGUCCAAGUUCUGGUGCCAAUGCCAAUGCCAAACUCCAACAAAAUCAACAAUCUGUAUAUUCAACACCACUUACUGAUAUAACAUCAGUUGUACUCAACAUUCCUACUACAUCAUACUUUCAUCAAAACUAUAGCUCCCCAAAUUUACCCAAUUUCAUAAUACCUACCAAUUUACCUGAAAGGAAACAUGUAGCUGGAAUCAAUCUUCUUACCAAAUUUGCAGAUACAGAUAAAUGUAUUCCUGGACCUGCUUUAACUGCAUCUGCUGCUACUUCCAAGAACAAAACCCCUACCACCAACAUUUGUCUUCGAACAUCUGUUGAAUCAAACAACAAAAAUGUCAUAACAAAACAUACAAAAACCAAGAAAAUUGCUAAACCAGAUUUUCUACACCCAGUUGCUCCUCAAUACCACGGAAUACCAUCUAUAACAAGAUCUUUACCUACUGGACUAGAUCAAAACAAUGCUAAGAGAAAACAAAAAAAACAACAGGAAAUUCACGAGCCACCCUUUUCUACUCCAUUGGCUACUCUAACCAAUCCACUACCUUUUGUUACAAGUUACUUAACCUCAACAAAUGUCCGAAGUUUUUUCCAAUCUCCCACUAUCUCUAACAAGGUAACUGAGCUUCAUACACAACCACGAACACAAAAUAGUUUUGAUCAAAGUAUUCCAAACCCAGUUACUUCUACAUUUCAUGGAACACCAUAUCAUCCAAACACCUUCAACUCAAGACCUGUUGAGCCAAUACAAAGUAAUUAUGCAUCUUCUACUUUUGAACAACAAAACUACCAUGCAAUGUCAAUUCAGACGGACUUAUCAACUGAGACAGUUCACCGCAAUGGUAAAAGAAAGAAACCAAACAACCAAGAAAAUACAGAUCCGCAGAUUAUAAACCCACAUGCUUCCAUAUUUCAUCAAAUACCUUCUACUUCUACUUCAAAUGUAAGUCUGCAACAUUCUGCACAACAACCAACAACAAAUGGAGUGGGAGUACAUCAUACUAACAAAAGAAAAGCACCCACUACUGAUGGACAGUACUAUUCAUCGAACAUCAUUCAUCUACCAAUGACCUCAACACCAACUCGAUCUUCAGAUACUACUUCAUCAGAAGAUGAUUCUGAUGAUACUGAUCAAUCAGUACAUUCUGAUGAUACUUCAUCAGAAGACAUUGAAGAAGUUGAUGAAGUUGUAGACAAUGUUGCACAAGUUUAUUCUGAUAUAGGUGAUCCUAUUUGGGAGUGUCAAAUGUGUGGAGCCUUGAUGUGGUAUCAAGAAAGAAAGGAUAAGUCAAGGCAUUCAACUGUACCUAAGUUUCAGUUAUGUUGCGGAGGUGGGAAAGUAAAACUUCCUCUUUUAGAACAACCUCCACAACUUUUGCAAGAUUUGUUAUUUGGAAACCAAUCACCAGCUACCAAAAAUUUCCAAACAAAUAUAAGGACAUACAAUGCCAUGUUUUCUUUUACUUCACCUGGCAUGAAAAUGGAUACUAAAAUUAACAAUGGAAAAGGUCCACCAACUUUAAGAAUGCAAGGACAAACAUGUCACAGAGUUGGAAGUCUGUUGCCUUUGCCAGGGGAUAGUCCUAAAUAUGCUCAGCUAUACAUUUUCGACACUGAUAAUGAAAUAUCAAAUCGAAUGAAUAGCUUCAGGACUAAUAAAGAUAUAGAUGAAGAAAUUGUCAAGAAGCUCAAAUUAAUGCUUGAUCAGAACAAUGUCCAUGCAAAGGUUUUUCGAAUGGCAAGGGAUAUGCUAAAUGAUGUUAAUUUUCAAGAUGUGAAAUUAAAGUUAAUUGCAGACAGGAAAACUGAUGGCAGAAUAUACAACAAACCUACUGUUUCCGAAGUUGCUGCAUUAGUUUUGGGUGAUAUUGACUCUGCUUCAUAUAGAGAUAUAAUUAUGCAAGGACAGUCUGGAAAUCUGCAAAGAAUAGAUGAAUUUCAUGCAAGUUACUUGAGUUUCCAAUAUCCUCUCAUUUUUCCAUAUGGUGAGGAUGGAUAUCGGCCAUCAAUACUGCUACGCUUUGUAGAUGAUACAGACAUUACAAAAAAGAAAAAGUUGACAAUUAUGCAUUGGCUAUCAUUUCGACUGCAACGAAGAAAAGGUGAGGCACUUACUUUGUUGUGCUCAAGGAAAUUAUUGCAGCAAUUUAGUUGUGAUGGUUAUACAAUGAUGGAAGCCGAGAGGCUUAAUUGGUUAAGGAGAAAUCAAUCGAAGUUGAGGGUAGGAAAAUACAGACAGAUAGCAGAAACUCCUACCACAAAUAACCAAAGUGGACCAACAUUGAAAGGAAAAAGGGUAGUGUUACCAUCAACAUUUGUUGGUAGUAAAAGAUACAUGGAUCAAUUGUAUUUUGAUGGUAUGGCUAUUUCAAAUGCUGUUGGGUUUCCUGACAUCUUUAUUACAUUUACAUGCAAUCCAGCAUGGCCUGAAAUCAAAAGAGAACUUGCACAAUAUAAUUUGAAACCACAGGAUCGUCCAGAUAUUGUUGCUAGAGUAUUCAAGAUCAAGUUUGAUGAACUUAUGAAAGACUUGACCAAAAGACAUAUACUUGGUAAAGUAUUAGCAUACAUGUACACAAUUGAGUUUCAGAAAAGAGGGUUACCACAUGCUCAUAUCUUGGUGUUCUUACAUCCAACAAGCAAAUAUCCAACACCUGCAGAUAUAGACAAGAUUAUUUCAGCAGAAAUACCAGAUCCUAAGAUACACAAUGAACUAUACAAUUUGGUCAGGAGUCAUAUGAUUCAUGGUCCAUGUGGUAAGGCUCGGUGGCAGUCACCAUGCAUGAAAGAUAAGAAAUGUUCCAAGUUCUUUCCUAAAAAGUUUAAUGAAACAACCAUUGUGGAUCAUAAUGGUUAUCCAGUCUACAAGAGGAGUGCUACUACACACACAAUUGUCAAAAAUGGUGUGAGCUUGGAUAAUCGACAUGUUGUUCCAUAUAAUGUUACUUUACUGUUGAAAUAUCAAGCUCAUAUUAACAUGGAAUGGUGUAACCAGAGCACUUCAAUUAAGUACUUAUUCAAGUACAUUCACAAAGGUUAUGAUCGUAUUACAGCACAAAUUGUGCCAUCUAAUCAACAAUCAAGAAUUGAAAAACAACCCAUAGAUGAAAUCAAACAAUACCUUGAUUGUAGGUAUAUUUCUCCAAGUGAAGCGUGUUGGAGAAUUUACUCUUUCCCAAUUCACGGCCGUAAACCUGCAGUUGAACGGAUGUUCUUUCAUAUGGUCGGAGAGAAAGCAAUAUACUUUACUGAUCACUCUCGAAUGGAAAAUGUACUUGAAAAAGCAAGUGUUACAGAAUCCAUGUUCACAGCCUGGCUAAUUGCAAAUCAACAAUAUGUGGCAGCCAGAGAACUCACUUAUGGUCAGUUUGUAACCAAAUUUGUUUACAACAAAAAAAACAGAGCCUGGACCCCAAGGAAGAGAGGAUUUACUAUCGGUAGACUAAUAUGGGUACCUCCAACUACCGGAGAGUUGUUCUAUUUGAGAUUAAUGUUAACUGUUGUCAAAGGACCAACUACUUAUGAAGAAAUUCGCAAAGUUGGGGAAAUUCAGUAUCAUUGUUUUAGAGAUGCAUGUUUCGCCAUGGGUUUUUUGGAUGAUGAUAGGGAAUUUAUAGGAGCCAUAAGAGAAGCAUAUCAAUGGGGUUCAGGCUAUUUCCUUAGAAGAUUGUUUGUUAUUUUGCUAUUAUCUGGAGCAAUGAAUAGACCAAAUCAUGUAUGGCGUAGCACCGUCCAUUGGUUGUCAGAUGGAGUAUUAUAUGCUCAGAGAAUUUUAGCUAACAAUCAAGAGUUAUACCUUUCUAAUGAAGAUCUGCAUAAUUUAACCUUGCUUGAGAUUGAAAAACUGUUACAAUCAAGCAGACGUAGUUUGAAGGAAUUCCCUUCAAUUCCUUACCCUAAAGGAUAUGUUUUAGAGCAGCUUGGCAAUAGACUUAUAUAUGAUGAGCGCAACUAUAACACAGAUGCCUUAAAACAGGAAUUUGCUCAACUGCAUGCAUCACUCACAGAUGAACAAAGUCAAAUAUAUGACAAAAUCAUGUUGGCUGUUCAAAAUCAAAGAGGAGGGGUUUUUUUCUUGCAUGGUCAUGGUGGAACAGGUAAAACCUUUAUGUGGCGAACACUUGCAAGUGCACUCAGAUCAAAACAUGAGAUUGUUCUCACAGUAGCUAGCAGCGGAAUUGCAUCCCUUCUACUUCCUGGUGGGAGAACUGCACACUCUAAGUUUAAGAUACCAGUCCCAACAUUUGAAAAUUCAACAUGCAAAAUUGAUCAUGAUAGUGAUCUGGCACAACUACUUAGGCAAACCAAAUUGAUUAUUUGGGAUGAAGCACCAAUGGCACAUAAAUAUACCUUUGAGUGUUUGGAUAGAACACUUAGAGAUAUAAUGGGUGAUGGCAUAACUAAGUGUGACACAAUUUUUGGCGGAAAGGUCAUUGUCUUUGGAGGAGAUUUUAGACAAAUUCUUCCGGUUGUUCCAAGAGGAAAUAGAUCAGAUAUUGUGCAUGCUUCCAUCAGUGCCUCAUAUAUAUGGGAUCAUUGUCAAGUUCUCACUUUGACACAGAACAUGAGAUUAAAACAAGGUUCUAAUCCUGAAGAAAAUUUGCAGAUUUCAGAAUUUUCAAAUUGGCUAUUAAUGGUAGGUGAAGGGAAAAUUGCAGAACCUAAUGACGGUUAUGCUGAGAUAACAAUUCCUAAGGACAUGUUAAUCUUGGAUUUUCAAGAUCCAAUUCUAGCAAUUGUGACAAGUACAUAUCCAAAUUUCUUGGAUAAUUACAGAUCUUAUGAAUAUUUGAAGAAUAGAGCAAUAUUGGCAUCAACUAUUGAAGUAGUUGAUCAAAUCAAUGAUUACGUUCUUGAUUUAAUGCCAGGUGAUGAAAGAGUUUACUAUAGUGCCAAUUCAAUUGAUAGAUCCGAAAUUAAUGACAACAACAUUAUUGAAGUGUUAACUCCAGAAUUUCUAAGCUCAUUACGCACUUCAGGACUUCCAAAUCAUCAAAUCAAAUUAAAAGUUGGAGCUCCAAUAAUGCUUUUGAGGAAUUUGGAUCAAACUGAAGGGUUGUGUAAUGGUACUAGAAUGAUUGUUACAAAGCUGGCAACUCAUGUAAUAGAAGCAAAGAUUAUGGGGGGUAAACAUCAUGGUAAUGUUACAUACAUUCCAAGGAUGGACAUGUCACCAUCACAAUCUCCAUGGCCAUUCAAAUUAUCUAGGAGACAGUUCCCAAUAAUUGUGUCAUAUGCAAUGACAAUUAACAAAUCUCAAGGGCAGUCUCUUGAUUGGGUUGGUCUAUAUUUACCAAGAGAUGUAUUUAGUCAUGGUCAAAUUUAUGUUGCCAUAUCAAGGGUAACAAGCAAAAAAGGUAUCAAAAUUUUGAUACAUGAUGAAAACAAAAAUCCAAAGGAAACUACUACAAAUGUGGUUUAUAAGGAAGUAUUUCAAUAUGUUUAG